Messenger RNA from Cyclocybe aegerita, 501 nucleotides. The record is from the annotation of a GenBank genome assembly. Lineage: Eukaryota; Fungi; Basidiomycota; Agaricomycetes; Agaricales; Hemipholiotaceae.
AUGACCGACGUUCCACAAACUGAUGUUUCCCGGCCCUCGGCACUUCCCACUGCCAACGUUCUUCAACGGAGCACAGGCUCUCAAUCGAUUGUGGAUCAGAAUUCAGCCGAGUACCUCGACGCGAUAGAAGAGGAAUGGAACAAAAAGGUAGACGCGGAGGUGGACAUACUCGUCGAUGGGAUGGUGGACCUCGUCAGUUUGGCUUCAAUCGUCGACAAGGACAAGUUUCGCGUCGCACAGGAAUCCUUCCAGGCCCAAUCCCGUGCAGAGUCUAUGAUUCGAGCUGCAAAUUCCUUGCUGUCAAUCACCCACUCGAUGAAGCUCCUGCUCCUUCUCUCCGAUGAGGCCCAGAUUGCGCACAGGCGCGAUGCCGAAAUGAAGGUCGUACAAGAGGAAAAGGAGGAUUCGAAACAGAAGGUGGCUGCUCUCUUGGACGAACUGUUGAAGAAACCAAGCACGUCUAACACUGCCUCGACUGCUGGAACCUCGACGUCAACAUGA